CCUGCUGCGGGUGGAGGGACGGACGGACAGAGACAGACGGGACCCCCCCGACCCCCCCACGCCGGGGCCGUCACAGGGCGCCAGAGCCCGCAGGGGGCGGCACAUGGCCCCGGGGCGCAGGGGGGCGCCGGGCGCGUAGAGCCUGGACCGGUGCCGCCCCCCCCCCCGCCUGGACCGGAUCGGACCGGUGCCGCCCCCCCAGCCUGGACCGGACCUGUAUCGCCCCCCCAGCCUGGACCGGAUCGGUACCGCCCCCUGUCAGUCUGGACCGGACCGGUACCGCCAAAUCCAGCCGGGUUUGGACCGGUACCGCCCCCAGCCUGGACCGGACCUGUGCCGCCCCCCCAGCUGGAUCCCUCCCCGGGCCUGGCUCGGAGCCGGCCCCAGCGCUGCCAUGAGCUGAGGGCACCGUGCCCGGCGCUGGCCCGGCCGGCCAUGUGGGCACCAGAGCCGCAAUGAGCCCGGGGACGGGACACUGGGCUCAGGUACCUGGGAAGACGCUCUGAACAGGUCCCGCCAGCGGGGGGCGCCGCCCGCCCCAUGGAUCUCCACCCCUUCGGCCCGCGGCCCCCCAGGGACGGAACCGCCGACCCCCGGCACCAGCCCCCGGCCCGGGAGGAGCCGUCCGGGCGCCGGCUCAAACUGGAGGAGGACGAAGAGGCUGGGCGGCCGCGGGCCCCCCGGGCCCCACCCUGGCCCCCCGGCCCUGGGGAGGCUGGGCCGGAGCAGGGCGAGGCCGCGCGCUACGGCCGCUACCUGCUGAUCGACAGCCAGGGGCUGCCCUACACGGUGCUGGUGGAGGAGGCGGGCGCGGCAGGCGAGCGGGCGGGGCUGCGGAAAGUGUACUGCUGCCCCGUGUGCUCCCGCACCUUCGAGUACCUCUCCUACCUGCAGCGGCACAGCAUCACCCACUCGGAGCACAAGCCCCACGUCUGCCGGGCCUGCGGCAAGGCCUUCAAGCGCACGUCCCACCUGGAGCGGCACAAGUACACCCACGCCGGGCGCAAGCCCCACCAGUGCCCCAUCUGCCAGCGCAGCUUCCGCGACGCCGGUGAGCUGGCCCACCACCAGCGCGUGCACACGGGCGAGCGCCCCUUCCAGUGCGAGGACUGCCACAUGCGCUUCGGCGAGCGCAACACGCUCCAGCGGCACAUCCGGCGCAAGCACCGCCAGCAGCCGCCCACGCCCUGACGGGCACGGGGAGCCCCGGAGCCGG
Messenger RNA from Terrapene triunguis (Three-toed box turtle), 1216 nucleotides. Its product is annotated as zinc finger protein 581-like. The transcript is spliced from 2 exons. Lineage: Eukaryota; Metazoa; Chordata; Testudines; Emydidae. Gene Ontology annotation, cellular component: nucleus. The record is from RefSeq and is a predicted model, not a curated record. Bases 541 to 1191 code for a protein of 216 amino acids.